This is a messenger RNA of Pyrgilauda ruficollis (rufous-necked snowfinch), 927 nucleotides long. RefSeq names its product translation initiation factor IF-2-like. NCBI's taxonomy places the organism in Eukaryota, Metazoa, Chordata, Aves, Passeriformes, Passeridae. The record is from RefSeq and is a predicted model, not a curated record. The transcript has 2 exons. Bases 1 to 927 code for a protein of 308 amino acids.
AUGUCGAAUGUGCAGUUGAAAUUGCAAAGAAACGCUCCCGCAGCAGGACCCAGGGUGCUCAGUGCGGGUUGGGCUCCCCUGGGUGCUGGGCGGAGGUGCCGGCUGCAGAGCAGCGCCAAUGCCCCCGGGAAGGAAAUGACACCCAGCGGGAAACAGCGUCUCCACGGCCUCAUCCACACGGUCAGCCGUAAGGCGGGUACCGGGCUUUGCCGCCGCCUCCGCCCGGGACACGGAGCGCGGGGGAGCCGGGAGCCAGGCGGGAAUCGCCGAGGCCGCAGCAAGGCCCGUGUGCGGGUCCCCAGCGUCCCGCACUGCGCUGGAGCAGGGUCAGGCCACACACUCGGCACCCCGGCGGCCGCAGGCGGCCUCCUGCAGGCGGGGGCGGUGACGCGGGCGGUGCGUCCCAGGCAGCGUCCGGAGCCCCCGCAGCGCCGAGCCCCGGGAAGAGCGCGGGGCGGGCCCGGCCCGGGCGGGAGCGCGGCCCCGCCCCGGCCCGAAGGUUCCCGAGGCCGCUCGGGUCAGAGCCGAGGGCAGCGCCGGCAGCGCCCUCCGCCGGCGGUGCGGCGGGUGCGGUGGUGCGGGCGGCGGCGGGGCCGCGGCCGGAGCACGGCGCAGGUAAAGCUCUCCUGCGCAGGUAUCGCUCGGCCGCCCCUCGCCCCGCUGGGGCUCAGCACGGCUCAGCCAGCGGGGCCCGUCGGCCCGGGCCCGGUGCUGCCAGGCCGCUCCCCGGGCCCGCCGNGCUCGGAGCGCGGCUCUCACGGCCGGGCCCCCCGGGGUCGCGGGACAGCCGGGCGGGACGCGCUCCCCGGCGGGCGUGCGGCCGCCGCGCGACUCCGGCCUCGGCGUCUCAUCCGGCCCGGCCCGGCCUGCGGAAAUAAAGUUUUACGGGUAAAGUUAGAGCCCGUGGCUCGCCGUUCUGUAUUUUGA